AAACUGUUCUUUCUCUUUAACAGGAGAGGGAAUCAUGGCUGCAGAACAAUAGUCUGAAGAAACUGUUUCUCAAGAGCUGCACAGCCCCUCUGAGCUGAGGAUCGUGUUGCUUGGGAGACACUUGACUGGGAAGAGUGCGUCAGGGAACACCAUCCUGGGCAGAGAGGAGUUUAGAUCUGGAUUCAGCUUCAAUGCAAGAACAAAAGAGUGUGAGAAGAGAACAGGAAAAGUGGCUGGGAGACGGGUCACUGUGGUGGACACUCCAGAGUUGUUUAAAACAGACCAGCUUGAGAUUAAGAGAUGUGUUUCUCUGUCUGCCCCGGGACCCCACACUUUCCUCCUGCUGAUACAGGUGCAUUCAAAAGAAAUGACUGACACCCGCACUGCACUGUGGAAGUCUCUAGUUAAACAGGAUUGCAAAGACUUGGAUGAAGUCCAGGAGCUGUUUGGUGAAAGAGGCGUGAGGAACACGAUGAUCCUUUUCACCUUUAGGGAUUAUCUGGAAGACAAGACGAUUGAGCAGCACAUUGAGGAAGCCGGUGAGGAGCUCCAGCAGCGUGUUGAGAAAUGUGGGAACAGGUAUCAUGUUCUCAACAAUAAGAACAGGAGCGAUCACACUCAGGUCACACAGCUCCUGGACAAGUUAGACAACAUGGUGAAGGGAAGUGAAGGCUUCUACACCAUGGAGAUGUACUCAGAGGCAGAAGAAAGGGCCAGAGAAGUGAUGAUAAGGAAGAAGAGAGAUGAGCAGAUUGACAGGGUGGGGAAUGAAAAGAGCAAACUGCUAGAGAGGCCAGGAGAGCUGGAGCUACAACUGGAGCUGAGGAGAGAGAGGGAGAAAUCCAGAGUGCUGGAGAGGGAGCUGAAGAAAGAGAAGGAGAAAAGAAGAGAACUGGAGGAGGAGCUGAGGAGAGUAUAA
Molecule: messenger RNA, 919 nt
Organism: Acipenser ruthenus (sterlet)
Lineage: Eukaryota; Metazoa; Chordata; Actinopteri; Acipenseriformes; Acipenseridae
Product: GTPase IMAP family member 2-like
Exons: 2
Coding region: 368-919 (183 amino acids)
Molecular function (GO): GTP binding
Source: RefSeq, a predicted model, not a curated record